Mesoplodon densirostris (Blainville's beaked whale) is the source of this 4979-nucleotide messenger RNA. It is a transcript of the gene AJM1, whose product is annotated as apical junction component 1 homolog. NCBI's taxonomy places the organism in Eukaryota, Metazoa, Chordata, Mammalia, Artiodactyla, Ziphiidae. The coding region runs from base 383 to 3310 and encodes 975 amino acids. Gene Ontology annotation, biological process: cell-cell junction organization. Gene Ontology annotation, cellular component: apical junction complex; plasma membrane. The record is from RefSeq and is a predicted model, not a curated record. The transcript has 2 exons.
CUUCUGCUGGUGCCGGGGACGCGGCGGCAGCGCGGGGGACGGCAGAGCUCGCCGGGCCUGCGCAGCCCACCGGGCGAGGUGGGGGAGCACCGCCCAGAAAGUGGCCCAGAAAGGAUGGUGUGGCUGAGGGGGCAGGACCUGAGCGGCUGGACAGCCGGGGUCCUCCUGCAGGUGCUUCUGACGCCAGCAUGGAGCGAGUGCCUGAGGCCUCGGCCAAGGCCCGCGGCCAGGGCCGCCCCGCCCACUGUACCCCAGGUAAGCCGGGCCAGCGCUGGGGGUUAGCGGGGCCUGGGCUACAGAGGGGCUGCCCUGACCCGCGUCUCCCCUCAGGGCGAAAGCCCCGAAAGGCCGAGUGAGCUGCAGCCUGGAGACCUCUUUUAAGAUGACCCGCACGGACCCGCCGGACCUGCUGGUGUCGACCGUGUACCAGGACAUCAAGGUGGCGGCCCCGGGGCCCGUGUCGAGGCCCCCGCCAUGUGAGCGCCCAAUGGCCCGGCCUGCUGCGCCCGCGCCUUUCAACAAGCGCCACUGCCGCAGUUUCGAUUUCCUGGAGGCACUGGACCGGGAGGCCAUGGAGGCUCGUCCGGAGCCGCCGCCUCCGGAGCCCGCCGCGCCGCGCGCCCGAUCCCGCGACGGCGAGACCCGGCGCCGCGCCCGCUCCAAGAGCGCACCCCGUGCGGCCCCGGGCCUGGCCCCCGCACCCGCCUCGCCGCCUGUGCCGCCGCGCCGAGGCCGGGAGGCCCAGCGGGCGGCGCCGGCCGACGCAUCGCCCCGCCGGGAGCCCGCGUACCCCGCGCUGCGCGCGCUCGCCAACGAGCUGCACCCCAUCAAGCUGCAGCCUCAGCGGGGCGGUCCGGGCCGCAUGGCGCCCCUGUGCGCCGCCGCCAACCGCUGUGCGCCGGCCGAGCCACCCGCGGGGCCGGCCCCCCACGUCCGCUGCCGCCUGGACGUCAAGCCCGACGACGCGGUGCUGCAGCAUGCCGCCCGGAGCUCGAGGCCCUGCGGGUCCACCGAGACCGCGCCCUGGCCCCGCGCCACCCCGCAGCUCCACGGCCUCACGGUGCCCGGACCUCGUCACGUGGGGCUUUCGCUCACCCCCACCCCUAGUGACUCAUACUGCGCCGACCCCCGGGCUCUAUACUGCGAUGGGCCCCUUCCCGGGUCCCGGGACUACGCGGAGCGCCGCAGUCUGCCCUUCACCACCCCGCCGGGCCCCACCCAAUUCUUCUACACCGAGGAACCCGAGGGCCACCCCGGUGGCUUCAUGGCCAGCCCUGGACCGCCCUUCGACAGCUACUACCCCAGGCCCUUUCUGUCCGAAGAGCCACCCGGGCCCAGUCCAAGACGCGGGGGCGUCUACUAUGCGGGGGAAGUUCGCACCUUCCCCGUCCAAGAACCACCCUCCCGUUCCUACUACGGGGAGGCCCCCCGAGCCUACGGCCCGCCCUGCGGCCCCCGCUACGCCCCCGAGGAGCCCCGGGCUCACCCCGCCGCCCGCCCCUUUUACACUGAGGACUUCGGGCGGUACCGCAAUCGAGACGCCCUGACGCGGACUUACCCACACCCGCGCGGUAGCCCGGCAUGGGGCGACUGGGGCCCGAGGCCUUACCGCACCCUGCAGGUGGCGCCUCCCCCGGACCCCGGCCCGCUGCUCGCCUCGUGGCACGGCGGCACCGGCACCAGCCCACCCCGGCUAGCGACCGACAGCCGCCACUACUCGCGCUCCUGGGACAACAUCCUGGCGCCCGCGCCGCGCCGCGAGGACCCACUGGGCCGCGGCCGUAGCUACGAGAACCUGCUGGGGCGCGAGGCACAGGAGCCGCGGGGCACAUCCCCCGAAGGCCGGCGCCCGCCCGUCAUCGUGAACCUGUCCACCUCGCCCAGACGCUACGCGGCGCUGUCGCUGUCCGAGACGUCGCUGUCGGAGAAGGGCCGUAUGGGCGAAGGCCUGGCCCGAAACUGGUACGUCACGCCGGAGAUCACCAUCACCGACAACGACCUGCGCGCGGCUGAGCGCCCGAGCGCCAGGAGCUGGGAGCUGCUGCGGAGCCGCCCGCGGCCGCCUCCGCCCGCCGCCCCCGAUGGCCCCGCCUCUGGCCGCCAGCGCAGCCUCGAACAGCUGGACGAGCUCAUCACUGACCUGGUCAUCGACUCGCGGCCUCCAGCCGGCCAAGCGCCCGAGCCCGCGUCCGACGGCCUGGGCCGCCAGCUGCGGCGCCUGCUAGACUCGCGGCCCUCGGGCGCCAGGGUCCCGACGCGGGCGCCACGCUCGCCACCCUUGUCUGCCGGCAGCGCUGAGGAGCCCGCGGGCCCGGGGCAGGCGGCCGACGCGUCCCCGGAGCCCAGCGCCGACGAGGACGACCUGAUGACGUGCUCCAACGCGCGCUGCGGGCGCACCGAGACCAUGUUCAACGCCUGCCUCUACUUCAAGUCCUGCCACAGCUGCUACACCUACUACUGCUCGCGCCUCUGCCGCCGCGAGGACUGGGACGCGCACAAGGCGCGCUGCGUGUACGGCCGCGUGGGCAGCGUGUGCCGCCACGUGUUGCAAUUCUGCCGCGACAGCGGCCCAGUGCACCGCGCCUUUUCGCGCAUCGCGCGUGUCGGCUUCUUGUCGCGCGGCCGCGGCGUGCUCUUCCUGGGCUUCCCGAGUCCCGGCUCCGCAGACAACUUCCUGCGCUUCGGCCUCGAGGGGCUGCUGCUGUCGCCCACCUACCUGUCGCUGCGCGAGCUGGCCACGCACGCGGCGCCACUGGGCAGCUAUGCUCGGGAGCUGGCAGCCGCCGGGCGCCUCUACGAGCCGGCGGAGUGCUUCCUGCUCAGCGUGUCCGUGGCCGUGGGCCCCGGCGCUGCGCCACCCGGCGCCCCUGCCCGGCCAGCUCCCGCGCCGCGCAGCGCCGGACCCACGGUGCGCAAGUUCGCCAAAGUGGCGCUGGCGGCCGGCAGCCCAGCACGGCCGCCCCCCGCGCGGGGCCGCGAACCCGACAUGGAGACCUUGAUCCUGACGCCGCCGCCCGGCACUGCGGGCCUGGACCAGGACGGCGAGGCGGGCCGGCGAGCACGCGAGGUGGCCUUCAUCCACAUCCAGCGAGAGCUGCGGCUCCGCGGCGUCUUCCUACGCCACGAGUUCCCGCGCGUCUACGAGCAGCUCUGCGAGUUCGUCGAAGCCAACCGACGCUUCACACCCACCACCAUCUACCCCACGGACCGGCGCACAGGCCGCCCCUUCAUGUGCAUGAUCAUGGCCGCCUCCGAGCCACGCGCGCUAGACUGGGUGGCCAGUGCCAACCUGUUGGAUGACAUUAUGUGAGCCGCGGGGGCGCGCCCGGGGCCCGCCCAGUCCACCCAGGGCCCACCCUGAACCCCAUCCAGUCUACCCGAGCCCUGCCCAGUCCACUCAGGCCCCGCCCCGAGUUCACCAGUCCCCGCCCAGCUCGCCAAAAGCCCCGCCCCAUUGCGUUCUCCACAGGCUCCGCCUUCCCCCCACCCCCAGACCGGUCCCGCCCGGCUCCCUCUCCUCCCCCAGCUCGCCCUCGGGCCUCCCCAGGGGCCGGUCCUCGGCCGCUUGGUGCUCCCCGCUGGGAGGCGGGGUGGGUCUGAGGACAAGCCCGCCCUGCCUUUACGCGGAGGGGUCACCGCUGCAGAUCCCACCGCGCAUAUCCGGUUCGUCCGACCCCUGUCCGUCUGCGGGGCCUCCCUGGAACCUCUCCAACCCCGGCUCGCCCUCGUCCAGGAGCCCGAGUCGACCAAAGCCUAGUCCCGUCCCUUUAAACACACUCCCCACCCGCCUCCUGUGGUCUGGGAUGCGUCCUGCUCAGACGCCUUUCCCCUCUAGAGGACACCCUGAUUGGCCUCGGUGUCUCCGCAUCCCAAGCACGUCCUGGCCUCAUGGGCAGGGCCAGCGGGGACCUGCGCGUGGCGGCUCCGCUGACCCCCACCCCUGUUGUGCCAGACCAUGGCAAACUGACGGCGCUGCCCGCCCUGCUGCAGGGGUUGGGCAAGCAGCAGUGAAGGGGUACUCGGGGGUCCUCAGCCAAGACACCCAGCCACAGGGAAGGGAGUCCUGGGCGGGGGAAGCAGAGGGGACUACGGGUAGGGGCGCUAGCCAGACCUGAGACCUGGCUGGGCGUGAGUCGGGCCGCCUGCCGUCACCCGACAGGAUGGCCCUAGGCGUGUGCCAGGGCAGACCCGGGGUGCAAACGGCAGCGCAGGCCCUAACCACACAGGGAGGCAGGAAGCAGGCAUACAGGGAGGCAGGAAGCAGGUGCACAGGAUGGAUUUCAGGGAGGGGCCGAGGAGGCCGUCCAGCAGGGACCCUAUCCCUUGGCGCAGGGAGGACCAAAGAAGAGGGGCGUUCCCAGUUUGGAGCAGGGCGGGGAAAGCGUGGAUGGGAGCAGGUUCGCCGGGGCGGUGGUCCACCGAGGGGUGGGGGCGCGAUUAAACAAACGCCCCCGAGCGCUCGCUCUAGCCGUGCCCUGUGGUGCGGCCAGGGGGCCCGGCUCCGGCCCUCGGGAGCGCACGCUCGAGUGUCCGUCGUUCCCCGCCCUCCCCGGGGUGCCCGCUGGCCCUGGCCCGGGCUCCAAGGAUGGCGAGUGACCUGGAGAGGGGGCGAGACCGGGAGCCCGGGAGGGCCCUCCUGUAGCCCCCAGUCCCCCAUUGGUGCUAGGUGGGGCAUCGAUUGAGUUAAAUUGUGGACCUCCCCCCCCAACCCCCGCCUCUGUUCCCAGCCCUCGCCCCUGACCGUGCACCCGCGCCCAUCUCCCCUCAUUCCUCCCUCCCCUAAAUGCCUGUGCGCCUGCCUCGGCUCCGCGCAUUUGCACCGGCCACGCGCCCCGCUUGCCCCACCCGCCUUCGCAGCCUCCCAAACUGGCCGCCGCGCCCCCCGCCUGGGUGCCUCCGCCUUCUGCCCCACGCCUGAGGGCCGGCCCUCCAGGAAGGACCCUGGACCGGGAUUAUUUCCAGAGGGCGAGCGCUUUCGA